Messenger RNA from Babesia bovis T2Bo, 1054 nucleotides. RefSeq names its product Ctr copper transporter family protein. Bases 113 to 1006 code for a protein of 297 amino acids. Gene Ontology annotation, cellular component: membrane. Gene Ontology annotation, molecular function: copper ion transmembrane transporter activity. The transcript has a single exon. The record is from RefSeq and is a predicted model, not a curated record. Gene Ontology annotation, biological process: copper ion transmembrane transport. Lineage: Eukaryota; Apicomplexa; Aconoidasida; Piroplasmida; Babesiidae.
GAUGAAAUUUUCAUAUUUUAGAUUUCAUUUUGUAUUUUAUGUGCAUUUCCCUUUACACAUUGCUUUUGUUGGGGCUACGCCCGCCUGCACGUUUCGUUGAAUAUAUAUAUUUAUGGUAUGCAGGAUGACAAUCGCUUUUUUCGUUUCCAUAUUCGGUGUUUAUAUUUCAUUAAAUUGUUCAGCAACUCUCUUGGGUGGCAGUUCACUGAACACAUCCGAUGGAGUGUCUACUUACAAUGCUUCCUUAGGUCCCCUGUCUGCUGAUCGUUGCGAAAAUGCGCAAGCCCCUACACAUCAGGCUUUACAACUUGUAUUGCCUGAGGAGGAUGUUGAAUCAUUGCGGAUUAGGGUAAAUGAGGCUUUUGAUGCUGAGCGGGACCACUUGAACAAUGGUUUCCGUGCAUCAGACAGUACUAUCGCUGGCACUGUGUCUGCUGCUCCUGCUAUCUUUGGAGCUGGGACCGGAUGCUGUUCUGAGGCCAAACCUAAUCCGGAGGAACAUUGUUCUACUGGAGCAUGUCCUUCAAAAGUACCUGCUGCAGAGCCUGCCGCGGCGGCUAGUCACUGUGCAUCUGCCGAGUCAUCUGGAUCUUGCAGCAUGCCUAUGUAUUUUGAGAACACCGUGAAAACUGUGAUAUUAUUUCACUUUUGGAAAACGACUACUGGAACUCAGUAUGCAGUGAGUCUAUUCUUUAUUUUCGUCCUUUCUCUGAUGACUGUCUUUUUGAAGGCAUUUAGGAAUAAGCUCAAUUGUGCUUUAUUGCAGCGUCCCAAUGGUUACCAUCCGACUGUAAAAUACGGUAUUAUGUAUAUAUUGGCGUUUGUUGUAACUUUCAUGGACUUUGCCAUGAUGUUGGUUGUGAUGACGUUCAAUGUCGGUAUCGUUUUGGUUGUUUGCUCUGCUUAUGCUCUAGGCUACAUUUUCACAUGUUGUCCUUUGGGGCUUUCUGAAGCAGCAAAUGGGUCGCGUUGCACUCAGGAGUGCCCAGCUGAUUGUUGUUGUUAGAGUGAUCUUACUUUCUUCAUCUUUGCUACCACAUGUUGCUUUGGGAAU